UUUGCAAUUAUUCCACUUUCUACUAAAGAUACUUUUAUUAGCACUUUCCAUGAAAUAAAUAAAUGUAAAAGGAAACCGAAAGAAAGAAGAAAAAUUAAUAAUAUUUUUUUUGUCUAAUUCCAAAAACGUUUGUAAGAUAUUUGUAAAGUUUCAAUCUUUUCCCAUUUUGUGUAAUUUUUUUUUUUUUUUUCUAAGAAUUAAUUUUCCUUACGUUGCCUGCCUGAAUCAAACAAAGGCAAUGGCAACAUGUUCUUCAAGCCUAUCGGUGCUACCAAAUUUGAGAUGGAAUUGUAACAAAAGAAGACCCAAUUUCAAGGUAAGAGCUCAAAUCUCUGGUGAGAAGAAGAAGACGACAUCAGUGGAGCCUGUGAACAACGGUUCGGUCUCUGUCUCUACUGUUCAAAAGCAAAAUGGGGCAAAUGAAGUGAAUGGGAAAGUAAAAUCCCAGAAGAAGAUAGUGAGUGAUGAAAUUGAGCUGUUGUGGGAUGAUGGUUACGGCUCCAAAUCUGUCAAAGAUUACUUUGCUGCGGCUAAAGAGAUCUUGGAAAAACCUGACGGUGGUCCUCCUCGGUGGUUUAGUCCCGUUGAUUGUGGUCGACCCGUUGAAGAUGCUCCUACGUUACUCUUCUUACCCGGGCUUGAUGGCACAGGGAUGGGCCUCGUUCCACAUCACAAAGCUCUUGGCAAGGCUUUUCAUGUCUCGUGCCUGCAUAUUCCUGUACUUGACCGAACUCCAUUUGAAGGCCUGGUGAAAAUAGUCGAAGAUGUUUUGAGGCAGGAGCAGGCUACACGUCCAAAUAAGCCGAUAUAUCUUGUGGGGGAUUCUUUCGGAGGAUGCCUGGCUCUUGCUGUUGCUGCCAGAAACAGUUCAUUAGACUUGGUGUUGAUACUAGUUAACCCAGCUACAUCAUUUGAUAGGUCACCGCUACAGCCGUUGAUCCCUAUAUUAGAGAUGGUGCCAGAGGAGCUUCAUUUUACAGUUCCAUAUGCUCUAAGCUUUAUUAUGGGUGAUCCAAUAAAGAUGGCAACACUUGGUAUCGACAACCAACUUCCAUCAGGUAUAAAACUGGAAAAGUUGAGACAGAGGCUUACUAAAACUAUGCUCCCGCUUCUCUCUGAUCUCGGUGAAAUUAUUCCACGGGAAACUUUACUUUGGAAGCUUAAGUUGCUGAGAUCUAGCUCUGCUUAUGCCAAUUCCCGCAUCCAUGCAGUUCAAGCUGAGACCUUGAUCCUUGCUAGUGGAAAAGACAUGAUGCUUCCUAGCCAAGAAGAAGCGAAGCGGCUUCAUGGGGUACUAAAAAACUGCUCAGUUCGAUGCUUCAAGGACAAUGGGCAUACCCUUCUACUGGAAGAUAGCGUCAGUUUGCUCACAGUUAUAAAAGGUACAGGCAAGUACCGGCGCUCUUGGAGAUAUGAUUUGGUUUCUGAUUUCUUGCCUCCAAGUAAGGGAGAACUUGAUUACGCCCUUGAUGAAGUGCUCGGAUUCUUGCGAAAUGCUGUUGGUUCUGUGUUCUUUUCAACUAUGGAAGACGGGAAAAUAGUGAGGGGACUCGCUGGUGUUCCAGAUGAAGGUCCGGUGUUACUUAUUGGUUACCACAUGUUGAUGGGUCUUGAACUUGGUCCAAUGUCCGAGGCAUUUAUAAAAGAAAAAAACAUUCUCUUUCGUGGAAUGGCCCAUCCGGUUCUGUAUUCAGAUAAUAAUCCAAGUAAGGAGUUUGAUUAUAGUGACUGGAUUAAGGUAUUUGGUGCCUAUCCUGUCACUGCAACCAAUCUUUUUAAGCUGUUAUCUUCUAAAUCUCAUGUCCUUCUCUUCCCCGGCGGUGCACGAGAGGCUCUCCAUAACCGGGGUGAACAGUACAAAUUAAUUUGGCCUGAAAAUCAAGAGUUUGUAAGAAUGGCAGCACGGUUUGGUGCAACAAUAGUGCCGUUUGGAACGGUUGGUGAAGACGACAUAGCUGAAUUGGUUCUUGAUUACAACGACCUGAUGAAGAUUCCAAUUCUCAAUGACUAUAUCAAGGAUCUUACUCGCGAUACCAAACAAUUUAAAUUAAGGGAAGAAUCAGAUGGAGAUGUGGCGAACCAACCGCUCUACAUACCAGGACUGGUACCGAAAAUCCCGGGUAGGUUCUAUUACCUGUUUGGGAAACCGAUAGAGACAAAGGGAAGACCAGAACUAGUAAAAGACAGAGAAGAAGCAAACCAAGUUUACUUGGAGGUAAAAGCGGAAGUAGAGAAUAGUAUAGCUUAUUUGUUGAAGAAACGAGAGGAAGAUCCAUACAGAAGCGUCUUAGACAGAUUAAACUACAGUUUGACGCACACUACCGCAACUCAUGUUCCUUCUUUCGAGCCAUGACUCAAACCAAAAAAAAAGAAGCAAAAGAACAGUAAGAAAGUAAGUUUAGUCUAUUUUACAGACACAACAAAACAUGUGGUAUAGAACAUUUCAUGUAUAUCCCCCCCAUCAUCAUUUAUAUACAAGUUGAAUAUUCA
This is a messenger RNA of Camelina sativa (false flax), 2490 nucleotides long. NCBI's taxonomy places the organism in Eukaryota, Viridiplantae, Streptophyta, Magnoliopsida, Brassicales, Brassicaceae. The record is from RefSeq and is a predicted model, not a curated record.